AUGUCCUACGACCCUCGCCCACCCAUGUCUGCCGGAUUCCCCGACUCUGACCGCGUACAGCGUGAGAGGUCCCGUUCACCCCGUCGUCGUUCUUCUCGCAGUCCCCGACGUAGCCGUCGCUCCUAUUCACCGCGCAGUCGCUCUCGCAGCCGUGACGAUUACCGUCGCAGCGAUCGCCGUUCUCGAUCUCCAUUGAGUGCUUCUGGUGCUGCUGGACCGUCGGGCUCCCCCUACGGUGGACGCAGCAGUUACGCGCCGGGCAGAACGUCUGAGGAUCGUUUCGCCGCCAAAGAAAACAUGAUGCAAUCUGUCCGCGACUCGUCCCAACAAGACCGUCGGGUCUAUGUGGGCAAUCUGUCCUACGAUGUGAAGUGGCAUCAUCUCAAAGAUUUUAUGCGACAGGCUGGAGAGGUUCUCUUUGCCGAUGUAUUACUUCUUCCGAAUGGAAUGUCGAAGGUGGGCGCCAAUGCGUAG
Penicillium macrosclerotiorum is the source of this 474-nucleotide messenger RNA. RefSeq names its product RNA-binding protein. The transcript has 2 exons. Lineage: Eukaryota; Fungi; Ascomycota; Eurotiomycetes; Eurotiales; Aspergillaceae. Gene Ontology annotation, molecular function: RNA binding. The coding region runs from base 1 to 474 and encodes 157 amino acids. The record is from RefSeq and is a predicted model, not a curated record.